AUGGUCGUCCUGGCAGCCAAGGCAGUGGAGUGGAGUGAAGAUGGUCUUUACUCCACUUUCUUGCACGUGUGUCCCUCUUCAGGCAAAUUUACCCUUAUCACCGGCAUCGCAUCGUGUCUGGACGUGUACCAAGUCAGCAUCAUGGUUACUACGAUAGAGGGCACGAAGACUACCUCUAAGCUGGGUUGUAGCUGCGUGAAUGUAGUCAUUGUUGACGCAUGCAUUGUCUGUAAAGAUGUCUUAAUGCUGGCUUGCAGUUGUCGCGACGACGGGCAACUUUGGCGAGUUGGACCAAGUGGCAUAGUCUCAUCAGAUCCGAGAGAAGCUGUCUCGAAGACUGCGUCUCGGCCGACAGUGGAUGAGGCUAAAGCUGAUCCUCGUUUUGUUCGGAGAUGGUCCUGCACAGGUCGCUUCAUCACGCAUCUUCAUACGAAUAAACUGGCCAGCAUGUGCGAAUUAAGAAUUACAAAUUGA
Messenger RNA from Protopolystoma xenopodis, 474 nucleotides. Lineage: Eukaryota; Metazoa; Platyhelminthes; Monogenea; Polystomatidea; Polystomatidae. The record is from the annotation of a GenBank genome assembly.